UGAGAAGCUGCUAUGCAAAAUUUCUGCACAUGAUGACUGUUGCUGUAUUAUGCCAUUCACUUUCAUCUUCACCUCUCUGAGUUUGACACCUGAUUUUGAUCCAGCCGUGGAUACUAAAGAGCAGAGAUCCCAUGGCUCUUUUACGCAAAUACAUCUGGGUGUUGGUGAUACUGGGGAUGGUUUUUGUGUCAGUGGUGAUCAGCCUGAUCUUCGUCAUCAUCAACAAGUGUAUUUCCAGAAAAGGCAAACAUCAAAUUGUACACCUUCAGGAAAGAUCUGACUUCAAAGUCGGGAGCAACAAAUACCAGAUGAAACCACCUGACUCGGGCACACCUCCUCUUCCUCCUCGAACACAGUUUCUCACAGCAGAGGCCCAGAGGUAUGAGAACCAGGCUGAAGAACUGGACUGUGAGGACCAGAGUGAUCACGACUAUGAGGAAACCCUGGAUCAGAAGCUUGACUCUGUGAAGGUGCAGGAAAAUGCAAGGAUCCUUUGUCCUCCUCCACUCUUCAAUCAUCCAAGCAUGAAUUCAGAUGUUUCAGUUAGUCAGAGCUAUGAGAACCUAGCUGAAGAACUGGACUGUGAGGACCAGAGUGAUCACGACUAUGAGGAGACCCUGGAUCAGAAGCUUGACUCUGUGAAGGUGCAGGAAAAUACGAGGAUCCUUUGUCCUCCUCCACUCUGCAAUCAUCCAAGCAUGAAUUCAGAUGUUUCAGUUAGUCAGAGCUAUGAGAAUCUGGCUGAGGAGAACGACUACGAGGAGAGCGUGGAUCCACAGUUGGACUAUGUGAAGGUGGAGGAUGAAAUUGAGAGUUUUCCUCCUCCUCCUCCUCCUCUCUGUGAAUCGGAUCCAGAUAUGAAAUGCAACAUUUCUUUCGGUCAAAGCUAUGAAAAUCUUGCUGAUGGGAAGGAGCAUGCUGAGAGCAUGGACCAGCAGUCAGACUAUGUAAAAGUGAAGGAUGAAGAGGAGGUCCUACUUCGUCAAAAGGAUGCAGCAACGGACAACUUCUCCACUGCCUCCACUGAGGACUAUGAUGAUAUUGGAGGCGAUGAUGAGGAAGACUAUGACGAUGUCAUUUAAGAUCACAAUAGAAAGAGACAAAGACUGACUCCUGCUUUGCAGAGAUUUCACUCAUGCACCAAGUCCUUCCAUUGCUAAUCUUUUAUUAUUCUCAGUUAUGAGAAAGCAGAACAUCUGGAGAUAACAGCAGUCCAUCAUGUGGAUUUUGGACAUUUGGUUGUGUUUAUGAUUCCUCCACAACUUAUUUACUGAUCAUUUAUUGUUUAAGCCUUUUUUUAUCUUUUUGCUUUAAAAUCUUGUGAGCUGUUUUUUAAAAUAAAGCACAUGUAAUUUUUCUUUGGAAAAUAUAUAUAAACAGCGAACAUACUGUGCAUCACAUGAAUGUCAUUGAAAGGUAAUCGAUUGAUUGUGUUUGUUCUGUUUUCUAACUUCUCUGCUAAACUAGAUGGUGCAGAGAUUUUUUUUUAAUAAAAGAAAUGUGAACAAAAUGAAAAAAGCAACAAAAAAUAACUGUAAAAAAUUACAACACUGCCGUAUUUAUAAAUCAUGUUCCUUAGGGUAGUGUUCUGCUUUUCAGAGCAUUUAAAAAAAAGGCGAGUUUCUGAACAUCUGGAAUACAGUGAAUGUUUUAUUUUUAUUAUGGGUCACUGCAGUGGUGUGAAAAGUAUUUCAAUAUUAAAAGUAUUUGAUUAUUUUUAUUCAUUAAGGGAAAAUAAUCUAAACCAACCUGGUCCAGUCUCUGGCAAUGAGUCUUUUAAAUCACUGUGAAAGAAUGUUCGUCCACUCUGCUUUGCAGAAUUGUUUUAAUUCAGCUACAUGGAUAGGAUGGUUUGAGUAUGAAUGGCCCUUUUAAGGUCAUGCCACAGUAUAUUUUGAAUUAGGUUUUAGUCCAGACUUUGACUAGCCCACUCCAAAACCUUAAUUUUGUGUAUUUCAACCACUCAGAGGUGGAAUUGCAGAUUUGUUUUGGAAUAUUUUCCUGCUGCAGAACCCAACUGCGUUUGAGCUUUAGGUGGCAUUCUUAAGGCUGGAAUUCUCCUUCAGGAUGUUCUUUUUCUGAAAUGCAGUUAGUUUUAGGUCAGAUUUAAUGGGAUUUUGUCUUGUCAGUCCCCAGAAUAUUUUCCCAAAAGUCUUGAAGAUUAUCAAGAUGUUUUUCGGCCAACAUGAGAUGGGCUUUUGUGUUUAUUUUUUGGUCAGUUGUGGUUCUGACUUUGCAACUCUACCCAGAUGCCAUUUAUGCUCAAUCUCUCUCUCUUGUUCUUGAAACAUGACCUCUGACCUUCACCGACUCCUGCCAACUCCUGAAUUAGUCAUCAAUGCUCUUCUGGUGUAAUUUUGGUAAGUCGCCCACUCCUGAGAAGGUUCACCAUUGUUUCAUGUUUACAUCCUUUGUGGAUAAUGGUUCUCACUGUGGUUCACUGCAGUCCAAAAGCCAUAGAACUGACUUUGUAACCAUUUCCAGACUAAUGUCAGUUCUUUUGUCUGCCAUCUGUUCUUGUAUUUCUUUAUAUCGGGUCAUGAUGUGUUUCUUUUUUAGAUCUUUUGGCCUUAAUGAUGUUGUCAGGCAGGUUCUAUUUAAGAGAUUUCUUUAUUCUACAGGUCCAACAGUAAUCAGGCCUGAGUGUGGCAGAUGACAUAGAACUAACAAAAUACAAUUCAAGAAGGCAAACAGUUAUAUUUUCACAUAGGACUAGGUUGGUCUGGACAGUUUGUUUCCUUAAUAAAUUAAAUCACUAUUAAAACCCA
Molecule: messenger RNA, 2768 nt
Organism: Girardinichthys multiradiatus
Lineage: Eukaryota; Metazoa; Chordata; Actinopteri; Cyprinodontiformes; Goodeidae
Exons: 5
Coding region: 132-1082 (316 amino acids)
Cellular component (GO): membrane; immunological synapse; tetraspanin-enriched microdomain
Source: RefSeq, a predicted model, not a curated record